UUUAAUUUUUUGAAGUGCACCGUCAGAGCAUAAAGAAAACCGAAGGGAUCACACGUCUACAUACACGUCUACUUAAUUCAAUCAAAAGUAUCGUAUUAAUUGCAUUAUUCGGGUGGAUUAGCGGGUCAUCUCCUAGGCGACCGAAGACAAUAGAAUUAAUUCGAAAUUGGAUCAUUAUGUCUUUGUUAUUAAAUUAUUAAGUAUGUAACAGGUGAAAAUAUAAUCCCACUAAAGUAAAGAAAAACAAACCAACAUUACCGAUGAUGUUGUCUGAUUAGGAUAUUGCAAUCUACAGUUGGGAUAGUAAAGAAUUAGGAAAAUAUCAAAAUGGAAUCCAUAGAUGCAAGGAGAAAUCGCUUAUAUGGUCCAGAAAGGAAUUUACGAGUGGAAGAAAUCAGGCGAAAUUUAUCUAAAAGUUGUGUUUUGAAGGAGGGAGAAUAUAAUUUUACACCAAAAGGACUGUCAAAAAGUGUAUUCGGUACCAGUUAUGAAACAGAUUUUCCUUGGAAACGAACUGAUGAGAAUGUCAGGGGACAGUCUUUGGACCCAAGUUCAUUCCCAGAAACAAAAGAACAGCUUUCUCACCAUUUUGAAAUUGGAAACGACAGUGGAAAAGACGUUCCAAAAGAAACAUACAGAGACAGUACGACUAAAGCUGAUUUCCUGACUAAACCACCAAGUAAGCCUGAGAUGAUACUGGAUAGUAAGAUAAUAAAUUGGCCUGAUAUGGCUCCAAGAUAUAUGACCUCUAGAAAGAUUGGAACUUCUGAGUACUCAAAUGCUUAUAUCCCAGAGUUUUUUAGGACUAAUUCCUUGCCACCAAACCAUCCUAGACUAAAUACUUCCAUUAUGAAACUACCACUUUCAGCCAAAUUUGUUCACCCACAACGAGGAACUAGUAUAGCAUUUGGAAGUGACGAGCCAGAAGUAUUUAGCGAAUUUCAAAGAGCUUAUGGUGUUGGUGAUGAACCUACAAGUAAAAUGGAAGGAUUAAACGAUGGGAAAAACUCCGUUAUCACUAACAUGAAGCUGAUGGAGAAAGAAUCACAUGUAUUCAGAACAGGAGAUUAUGACAAUAUAGUUGGCAAAAUGAAAUCAACUGUUAACGACGAUUACGGACCAAGAACUCUUCCACCCGGAGAAGCAGCAAUUCGAAAAGCAAAACUUUCAGAAAUUAACGAGGACCCGGAAAAGAAUGAGACAGAGGAGGACAGUAACCAGUUAGCAGAAUAUGCCAGACAAGUUAUUGUUCCUAAUGUUUUCAAAGAUGCGGGCGAAGGUAAAACAUACCAAACAUCAGCCCACUUCCAUUUUGGAAGUGAUCCUGAUACAUCACAUUCUAUAUACAACAAGGACUUUAUCUCCAGAUCAGUGACAACACGUGGUCCUCCGAGUAAAAUGAUAACAGCUGAUGCUGGCAGCUUAUUCCACAAUGACCCUUCAUACUUAAGAGAACCAGCUACAUCAAACAAAACAGAUUUUAGUUACACUCCUGCUAUGCCGUGGAAGAACUCCAAAGGACAAACUGCAAUGGAAAUGAACUUAGAAAAACGUGAUACAGACAACGUUAUAAUGAGCUUCGACCCAAAUCGUCAUACAUUUGACAGACAGAUCUCUUUGGCCCAUGCAGAUUACAAAGGUCCGCCCAAGGGAUACAAACCGAUGGAAGCAAUGAAAAAGCCACGAGUAGUUUUUGACUACUUAACACCUAAUGAUGCUUUACCUUAUCCUGGACUUGUGAACAGAACGUCAGAAGCUAAGACAAACUUUAGUGGUAGUCUGAUGGCUGGGCAACAUGCUGUUGGUAGACGCAGGCAACAGGAAAAUGUAUGCAAACAAAGAUUGAAUGAAGGAAAAGAAACUCACUUCACUAUUGGCUACCAGCCAUUUGACUUCGCCUCCGAAUCACAACUUCAAUAUCAAGGAGACCAGAAAAAUGAUAGUCACAUUCCACCCGCUGGAAAGACUGAGAAAAAACAAGAAGGAAAACCUUUCUUGCAUUUCUUUGUCAGCCAAAACACUCAAGAUUUGAAAGCAAAUGAUCCAUAUACAGUAAAUACUAAUGAAAGUUUAAGAGCACGCGAUAACCACUGUCGUCUGCCAGUGGAACAUGCUAUGAGGAACUCUGUAAUGAAGUCAGAUUUUACACCCCUUGAAGCAAGAACUGUUUCAAAUAUAGAACUACGGACUAUGAUAGACUGCGAUAAAAAAUUUGAGAAACCAAUAUCUUCAAGUCAUUUGUUCCACACAGACAAUUCUGGACGAAAUAAUUUUGCGACUACUGCCAUGGCUGACUUCAUUAAACCAGAAUCCAUGACAGAAUCUAGAAGAAUUGCAGGUCAAAAGUUCCUGGCAGCUCGUUAAAUUGUACAGUAGCCAAUUUGAGAAACAUUUAUUGAUAGUGUGGACAGUAUAAAAGGUGCUAGACUACUAGAAAAUAAAAACAUGUCUACUAGCUAAGACAUUUUACAGUGAUUGUUUGUGUUAUAUGAAAAACUUGAUUCUGUUACAGUUUAAAGCAAUAAAUUGUGUAAAUUUCAUUUUA
This is a messenger RNA of Mytilus californianus (California mussel), 2545 nucleotides long. RefSeq lists its product as uncharacterized. The record is from RefSeq and is a predicted model, not a curated record. Lineage: Eukaryota; Metazoa; Mollusca; Bivalvia; Mytilida; Mytilidae. The transcript has 20 exons. The coding region runs from base 328 to 2364 and encodes 678 amino acids.